AUGGGAGAUGCAAGCUCCACCACCACCACCGCCUACGAUGAUAUGCUUCUCAAGAGCUUCUUCGCUGAAGUCAGCGAAGUCGAGCGAGAUAACGAAGUCGCCAGGAUUCUUUCAUGCUUCAAGUUAAAUCCGUUUGAGUAUCUAAAUUUACCAUUUGAAUCAUCUCCAGAGGAUGUCAAAAAGCAGUAUCGUAAGUUAUCUUUGCUGGUUCACCCUGAUAAGUGCAAGCAUCCUCAAGCAAAAGAAGCUUUUGGAGCAUUGGCAAAAGCCCAGCAACUCUUACUUGAUGUACAAGAAAGAGAAUAUGUUCUUACCCAGGUUAAUUCAGCAAAAGAAGAACUUCGAGCAAAGAGGAAGAAGCAGUUGAGGAAAGAUACAGCCUCCAAAAUAAAGUCAUUGGUUGAUGAGGUCUGUGAGGGAAAAUAUGAUCAACAAUAUGAACGAUCGGAGGAGUUCCAGCAGGAGCUCAAAUUGAAGGUUCGAGAAAUUUUAACUGAACAAGAAUGGCGGAGGAGGAAAAUGCAGAUGAGGAUAUCGGAAGAGGAAGGUAGAUUGAAGAAGGAUGAAGAAGAACAGAAGGAGAUGUGGAAGAGAAAGCGUGAGCAUGAGGAGCAGUGGGAAGGAACAAGAGAAAAGAGGGUUUCAAGCUGGAGAGAUUUUAUGAAGACGGGAAAGAAGGGCAAAAAGGGAGAGAUUCGACCACCUAAGCUCAAGACCGAGGAUCCCAACAAGUCCUAUGUUCAAAGGCCUGUAAAGCGAGGUUAA
Molecule: messenger RNA, 765 nt
Organism: Dovyalis caffra
Lineage: Eukaryota; Viridiplantae; Streptophyta; Magnoliopsida; Malpighiales; Salicaceae
Source: the annotation of a GenBank genome assembly